Molecule: messenger RNA, 1417 nt
Organism: Paramecium pentaurelia
Lineage: Eukaryota; Ciliophora; Oligohymenophorea; Peniculida; Parameciidae
Source: the annotation of a GenBank genome assembly
AAUGGCCAAUUCCUCUGUUGUGCUGAUAUGUAUACAAAACCCAGAUUUCAUCAAUAUAACAGUGACUCAUGUCUAUUAAAAUUUCAUCCAAUUUGGUACAAUCGAAAAAGUAUUGCAUGAUCAAAUUCAUAGAUACUUAUCUUUGAACGAAAUAAGCCCAUUUGGAAAGCCUUAAUUUAGUUCGAUAGUGUCCGAACAGCUUAAAAUGCACUUCAAUUAAAUAAUACAAUCAUGCAUGGACUUUCGAUAUUAGUUUAUGAGUCUAAUCGUAAAGGUCUUGACUUUUAAGCUCGUAAUCAAUAUGCAAGAUGUAUAUUGACUAUCCUUAUUAAGAGAUUAUACUGCCUAACAAGUUUAAGGUAUAGUGCAUUCAACUGAACUGCCAAAGAAUGACCCUAUAACCAAAUGGCUCCCUCAUUCUUAAAUGUUACCACCCUAAACUGGAAUCCCUCCUAUACCAACUUAGUUUGCAGAAGCUUUGAACUUUGAUAAAGCAGACGGAGCAUCUGACUAUGAUUCCCAAGAAGAAGAAACAGAAGAUAAAUAAGAAGAAUUGUAAAAAAAUUUUGUGAAUUAUUUCUUAAAAAGGUCUAAUCAAUUUGUUAAGUGUAUGGGAGACAAUUUAACCUAACUUUUUCAGUUCUCACCAGGCUAACGUAUUUCUACCUCAUAACAACUACCAAAUAAUACACAAGUAGAAAAAUAAAUAUUUCAAUCUGAAAUUCUUCCAUAAAGUAAAUCUGAUCAUUUCUACUUAGAAAAAUUGAUUACAAAAGUACUAUAUGCUAAUUGGUUUGAUCCAAAGUAAACAUCCAUGACCAUGAUAUAUAAUAUAUUUAGCACUUUUGGAAACAUUUAAAAGAUGAUUUUCUUUAAGACCAAAUGCAAUGUUUUAAUUGAAUAUUCAACUGAAGUUAGUGUUAAAUUCUUAUUGACUAAUUUCAAUGAAGGAAAUCCAACUCUUUUUGGUUAAAAAUUAAAGGUAAUUUAAAUUAUUCAUCUAGGUGUAUCCUUCAAAUUAUGAAUUUAUAUUCUUUAGAAAUUGUGAAGAAGGUUAAUUACCAAAGAAUACAGAAGAGGAAGAGUUUUAUUUAGGAAAUGAGGCAUCAUUUAGAUACAAAGAUAAUAAUUUCAAAUAUCUUGUUUCACCUUCAUAACAAAUUAUGUUGACAAAUUUAAAAAAGGAAUUCUGUGAAGAAGGUAUUAUUUUUGAUACUUUUUCAAAAUUUGGAUAAAUUGAAAAAAUUAAGUAAGAAUAUUUGUUUAAUUUAGAAUAUUUUGUGAAGAAAAAAACAAAAAUAAAUGUCUAAUCAGAUUUUAAGAAUUAGAUUCAGCAAUUUAAGCUAUGGCAAUAAUGCAUAAUUAUGAAUAUAACAAAAGAAAGAUCUAGAUAUUUUUUUCAAAAAAUAAAACAUGA